GCCACCAUCCAUCCGGCCGUUGUUGCGUACGUGAGGAUAUCGCUACAUGUCAUGGCUCUCGUCAUCGUCGCUCUGUUUCUACCGGUAACUCGAAAACAACAACUGGAAUAACAAGGAAUGUCGUCAGUACAAGUCUACAGCGACCUGCUGCCAGUUUUAAUCCAAUGCUUCGCCAUAAUACUCCUCGGGUAUCUCUCCGGCCGCCUCAAAUUUAUCGCAUCUACGGAAGCAAACGGUCUGAAAGUAUUCGUAACGUAUUUUGCCCUACCAGCAGUCGCCUUCAAGUCGUUAGCGACGUUAAAGCUCGGCGACGUUAACUGGAAAUUCCUGGCGUGCAUCAUCCUUGCAAAGACCGUUGUUUUUACGGCAGCUGUUAUCUUAACGCUACUGUUGUCUCGACGGUCUUACGCUAAUGCCGGAUUGUAUGCGAUAGCAUCAUCUCAAAGCAACGACUUCGCCCUUGGUUAUCCAAUCAUCUCUGACGUCUAUUCAAAAACUCAUCCCAGCUUCUCACACUACCUCUAUUUAGUGGCUCCUGUCCAACUAGUCCUCCUGAACCCCAUUGGGUUUGCUUUAAUAGAAUAUGGAACUAGAGGGAACACUUCACCUCCCCUAUUGCGCAAACUUAUUUCCAGUCUGGUUGCAAUCGUCAAAAACCCGGUAGUUUUUAUGCCAAUAAUAGCAAUUAUCUGGAAUGUAUCGACCAAUGGUGGCCCAAUACCCAGCAUUUGUCUCAAGGUGAUAGAUACGUUAAGUGAGGCAUUUUCAGCUUGUGCACUUUUCCUGCUUGGGCUCAAUAUGGUGGGACAGCUGGGAUCAAUGGAAAAAUAUGCUGCUCUCACGCCUGUCCUCAUCAUUUCAGCCAAGAUUCUCGCUUGUCCUCUCCUCCUGCGCCACUUUGUCCACGUUCUCAAUGUCGGAAGCACCCAAAAUGAGACGCAAGAUUUGGCCAGCUUGGGUUUUCUCUAUGGGAUGCUUCCAACUGCUCCCAGCGUUUUUAUCUUUGCAUCUCAGUAUGGCCUACCAACGGCUGCCGUGUCCACCAGCAUGGUGGCUGGAACUCUCUUAUCUGCGCCUUUUAUCUUCAUCUCCGCAACAGUGGCACAACUGUCGAAAUUGGAGGACUUAUCGUCCACGAUGCGGACAACUGUAGUCUACACUGGUGUCGUCAGCGCCGUUUGUAGCCUUUGGGUUCUCUUUGUACUGAGACGCAAGAUUUCCCGGGUCACCCACGGGACAACCUUUUGUCUCGUCUUGUCUCAGCUCAUUCUCGCAGUAGGUGGGAUACUCUGGAUGACUGUUCCUCAAGGAACAACCUCUGUCUUACAGUCUGUCGUGGCCCUGAGUGGAACGUUUGCGUCACGCAUCUGGACAGCUGUGCUGUCCAUCUUGUUGUCCAUCCUACACUGGCGAAGCCUCUGCUUUGUGCUACGCAUCCGUUGGCUCAUUAUUCUUGGGGGAUUCUUUCUAUCAGCCUCCAUCACGGCUGUUCUCACCCUCAGUGUGACACCAGCAGGCACGGUGGACCCAAACUUUCAUUACGGCGAUGUACAGGCCAAUGUUGCGGCUGCUGUGCUCGCUGUUGCCCUAGUCAUCACCGUCAUUGGAAUGAUCGUACAACGACGCUUCCAUAUACAGACGCACGGAUAUGUUCCACUGGCGAGCAGUGAUGAAUGCACUGGGAACUGCCAAACGUGCAACCACUCCUCCAGUGAUGAGCAACAGUGUGUUGUGCCUGACGUGGAGGACCUGCUAGCUUAUGAACAAUCAUCCGCAGUUCCAUCUACGUCGCAAGUCUGUGGACCUCAGUUUCAUUGCAGCAAAGACCAAACGUCAGAAUGCCUGACUGCAGUUGAAGACUAUAACCAUCAGCUAAACUCCCAGGGCAUAGACCAAGAAGAUCCACACCAAAUAUUUCGUCAUCUUGUCUUGCUUAUUCUUUUGUGUGCAUCUAUGGUGGUUGGAUUGGCAGUGUCACUCUGGAGACCCCUGACAGAUGCUCCGACUGGAAUUUUAAUGGAGCUGGAAUUCAUGGACAUCCUGCUCAAUUACGGGCAGGGCAUUUUAGCCUUUAUGGUGUUUGGACUAGACACAAAGUACAUCUUGGGCCUCUUGAUUGCUGCGUUGAGAGCAAUCACCCGCAGGGACCCAACGCACUCUGCACUGACAAAGCAGACUUGCAACCAGUUCCUCCGUUACCACUACCGACAAUGUGUUGCAGAAAUUGCGUCACCGAGCACGGGAAUCAACGGCAUGUCAUUCCGUGGAUCGGAUCUUGUGGACUGGCUACUAAAUGUUGGACUGUGCCAGGACAGGAUACAGGGAGAACGUUACGGGGAACAGCUUCUAGAGGGCAAGGUUAUCAGGCACAUAGCGAGCAGACAACAUUUUGUUGAUGGCCGUUACAUUUAUAUCUUUCAAACGUGUUUGCUACGGGAAGCCUGAAACCGUACAUUGAUUGCUAAAAUCGAAUUAGUUGUGUUUGGGCAACCGCACUGUUCAACUGCUUGAUGAUCAAAGAAAUGGCUAGUCUUAAUAAAAACAAUUGUUUGACA
Molecule: messenger RNA, 2555 nt
Organism: Ornithodoros turicata
Lineage: Eukaryota; Metazoa; Arthropoda; Arachnida; Ixodida; Argasidae
Product: lysosomal cholesterol signaling protein-like
Exons: 1
Coding region: 118-2445 (775 amino acids)
Biological process (GO): negative regulation of BMP signaling pathway; intracellular signal transduction; transmembrane transport
Cellular component (GO): membrane
Source: RefSeq, a predicted model, not a curated record